GCGAAAGGUUGAACUCAGGCGACGUGGAGGUUGGGAUAGCUCCUAUAGGUGAGUGUUCAGUUUCUAACUCUUCGCUAUGCCAAAGGAUGUGUUUUAGCAUAUGGAACCCAUCAGCUUUUGAAGAAUGAAGUCAUGAGCUCUCGCUGGAGCACUCUACCCGUCAGCCACGAUGGAAGAAUCUCAAACUCUGGUUCUUCCCAAAGGGAGUCCACCGUGGCCAUGCCCUGAUGCCAACACCAACAGAAGUCGGGAUUCCUCGGGCAGAUGAAGAGAGGAGCUCGGAGGAGCUUGUCACGGUGAGCGGCUUCACAUUGAUCAAUGAGAUGUCCAGGAUGGAAGUGAUAGAUCCCGAACUCUUGCGGGCCACGUGUCCUUCCACUGCCUUGCAGAGCCAAGUCUUGCAGAAAGACUUUGCUGGAGAUCUCCAUGAUCGGAGCUUCCAAACGUCCAGGAUCGAUUGCUUUUGGAGCCAUUCUUGGCAUGCAACACCAUGGCGGAAAGUGUUGGUGCUGACGAUCAUUUACAAUGGCCUUGCUGCCAUAGUGGCUGGUCAUCUCGGGGCAUUGGUGGGGACGAGCCUUUUCUACUUUCAGCUUUUGCCCAGCUACCCCCGGAGAUUUCCCUUGGAGGGCGCCACUUAUGACUUUGGUCCCUGGGGUUUGAUCUUCGGAAUUUCUUUGGCGCUUGGGACGCUCUUGCUGUGGCGGCCGGCGAGAUCUCGCAUUUUCCUCGAUCGGAUUUGCAUCCAUCAGACAGACCUCGAGCGCAAGGCAGCAGGAAUCUGCAGCAUUGGUGGCAUUCUCAAACAUUCCGACACCAUGCUGGUGCUUUGGGAUCCCACUUACCCAACGAGACUCUGGGCCAUCUUUGAGCUCGCAGCCUUUAUGAAGAGCCAUGGAGUCGAUGCCCUUGAUGAGGUGGAGCACCGCAGGUUCCGCAGGUCCCUGGUGAUCCGACCUACGUUCUUGGGUCCGGCAGCCAUGCUGGGUGUGGUGCUGCUCUUGUUCGUGCAGAUUUGUACGGUCUUGGCGACCUUUGAAGACCACCGCAUCAAUCUGGCCAUCAUGACAUUGAACGUGAUGUCUGCAGCGCUGGGAAGUCAUUCGCUCCGCGCAUAUUUCCAUUGGGUGGACUCUUGCUGCCGGCAGCUCACUCAGUUUGCCGUGGCCAAGGCUGAGACCAACUGCUGCAGAGUGAAUCAUGUGGAGUCUGGGAAGCGCAUCGCAUGUGAUCGGGAAACGAUUCUGGAAUGUGUACGCGCAUGGUUUGGUUCCGAGGAAGCCUUCGAAAGCAUGGUGCGGCAUCAAGUCUCCUCAACCUUGAUGGGAUUAGGACAGGGUGCAUUGCCAGUCUCCUGGUUCAUGGGCAUGAACUCCUGCGCACUCUGGAUAUUCUUUGAUUUGAUUGUUGCACGCUUGCGAGCAGCAGAAUACUUCUAUUCACUGGCGGCCCUGAUCAACAUGCUGGCCACAGUCUUUGCCUUCGCUCCCCUCGUUUACCUCCUUUGCCUCUUUGCGGCUUACAAGCUUCGACGUCCCCAGCAGCACCGAUGCUCGAAUCUCACGGUGUCCUUCCUCGGGGCGAUCGGGGUGGUGGUGAUCUUCAUCCUCUACACACAGCUGGGAGCGAUCUUCACCCCAGCAGUUCCUCAUGCAGUGCUGCGGAGCCUUCUACUGGCGCUGGCAACGGCGCUUGCAAGCAUGUUGGCUUGCAGGAUGUGGAUGGCAACUUCCACUUAAAGGAUCCUAAAGAGAGGUUCCUCGCUCAAGGCUCCAAAUCUUGGUGGCUUUGUGUGCAAGCACUCAGCGCGUGACUUGUUUCACUUGAGAGACUCGAGAGUCCUCCAAAAAGUUUUGGCAAGGAAUGGGGGCGGUGGCGGGGCCCACAGUCGCGCUCCAGGUGUACAGGUGCUUCAAUAGCUG
Molecule: messenger RNA, 1922 nt
Organism: Durusdinium trenchii
Lineage: Eukaryota; Dinophyceae; Suessiales; Symbiodiniaceae
Source: the annotation of a GenBank genome assembly